AUGCCCUCCAGAACAUCUCCCACGGGCAUUCGGCCCCUCGAGGCUACCCUGCUGUUCAAGCCGCUCCAGCUGGGGGCUUUGGGCCUCAAGCACCGUGUCAUGAUGGCGCCCUUGACUCGAAUGCGAGCAGCGAAGGAGUCGGAUGGUGUUUAUGUGCCGGCCGACCUUAACGUUGAAUACUACUCUCAGAGAGCAAGCAAGGGAGGAUUUCAAUUGAGCGAAGCAUGCCCCAUUUCCCGUCUGGCCGCUGGCUACCCGGGAGUGCCUGGAAUCUUCACGCAGUCUCAAAUCGCCGGGUGGAAGCGAGUCACCGACGCGAUUCACGCAAAGGGUGGCUUCAUUUUCUGCCAGCUAUGGCAUGUCGGUCGCGCCACGGUGCCCUCGCUCCUCGAUGGACAUGACUGUGUCAGUGCCAGCAGCAUUCCGCUUGCCGGCAAAGCCCUCGACGGCACCGACUACGCAUCAUGCCCUCCCAAAUCUAUGACGGUCGAGGAGAUUCAAGAGAUGGUUCAAGAAUACGCCGCGGCCGCAAAAAGGGCGUUGGAAGCUGGAUUCGAUGGCGUGGAGAUCCAUGGGGCAAAUGGAUACCUCCUUGAUCAGUUCUUACACGACAAUGUCAACGUGAGGACCGACUCUUACGGUGGUUCCGUCGAAAACCGAUGCAGGUUCCCGCUCGAAGUUAUAAAGGCUGUGACAUUGGCCAUCGGAGCAGACAGAGUCGGCAUUCGAUUGUCGCCGUACAACUACUACCAGGAUACUCGAGACUCGAACCCCAACGAACACUGGGCAUACCUCUGCCAGCAGAUUGCCGACCUUCCAGAAGUCAACCGUCUCACAUACGUCCACAUGGUUGAACCCCGGUUUGACGAAAUUCUGGACGAGAGCGCGAAGCUGACCGCUCUCGUGGAUACCACGUCUAAAGCGACAGCAAAAGAUGCGAAACCUUCGCUCGUUCCCUUCCAGAAGAUCCUCCAAAAGGGCGGAGUCAAAUUUAUCACGGCUGGCAACUUCAACGCCACCAAUGCCCUCCCUAAGCUUGAAGCACAGGAAGCAGACGCCAUCAUGUUCGGUCGAUGGUUCAUUGCCAACCCGGACUUGCCUCGCAGGUUGGCGGAAGGAUUGCCUCUGAACCCGUAUGACCGCAGCACUUUCUACGGUGCCGACCCUCCGUACAAGGGCUACACCGACUAUCCAUUCUUCGAGGAUGGAGUGGCGGCGUCAUGA
Capronia coronata CBS 617.96 is the source of this 1224-nucleotide messenger RNA. RefSeq lists its product as uncharacterized. NCBI's taxonomy places the organism in Eukaryota, Fungi, Ascomycota, Eurotiomycetes, Chaetothyriales, Herpotrichiellaceae. The record is from RefSeq and is a predicted model, not a curated record. Gene Ontology annotation, molecular function: NADPH dehydrogenase activity; FMN binding. The transcript has 3 exons. Bases 1 to 1224 code for a protein of 407 amino acids.